This is a messenger RNA of Gossypium arboreum, 630 nucleotides long. RefSeq lists its product as uncharacterized. Lineage: Eukaryota; Viridiplantae; Streptophyta; Magnoliopsida; Malvales; Malvaceae. The record is from RefSeq and is a predicted model, not a curated record. The transcript has a single exon. The coding region runs from base 1 to 630 and encodes 209 amino acids.
AUGGAGCUCAAUGAGGAGUUUUCGGCCAUUCUCCAAAACAAGCUACCCACCAAGCUUGAAGAUUCAGGGAGUUUUACUAUUAUUUUUUUUAAUGGUAGCUUAAAUGUAGAAAAAGUUUUGACUGAUUUGGGUACUAAUAUGAAUCUAAUACCCUAUAAAAUGUUUAAAGAACAAGGUCUUAGGGAGCCAAAACCCACUAGGAUUAGUAUUCAAAUAGCUGACAGGUCAAUUAAGUAUCUUAGGGGUAUUAUUGAGGAUGUACUUUUUAAAGUCGAUAAAGUCAUAUUCACUGUUGAUUUCAUUAUAUUGGACAUGGAUGAGGAUAUUGAGGUACCUAUGAUCUUAGGUCGACCCUUUUUAGCCACUGCUAGAACUAUUAUUGAUGUGGGUAGUGGUGAACUUGUGCUGAGGGUAGGUGAUGAAGAGGUUACUCUUCAAGCACGUGAUGUAAGAUUUUCUAGUGAGUGGGAUAAUAAUCAUUAUUCUGUUGAUGUUAGUAAUCAUACAGCUCAACAUGCUUUGCAAGAAAUCACUCUUGAAGACGUGUUAGAAUUAUAUCUUGUUCAAGGUGAUAGAAAUCAAGGGACAAGUGAAGAGAGAACGGUCCAACUUGAUGAAUUAGAUGAGUGA